ACUGACCGCAAUAAUAAGCAAGUGCGUGUAGGAGUGGGUGACCACUUGCCCUCGUCGUGAAACGUAUGACUUACGAAAUACCGGAACUACCCCUGGUUGGCUCGAAGAAUCUCAUGCCCCUACCACCCAAAUCACACAACUGCGUACCAAUCCUCGUGAACCCACUUCUUCUCUGCAUCUGGAUCUGGUUCUUUGGUCUUGACCUCUUCGGUAGCUCAAGGACCCAGACAAGACAAUCUCUUCUUCUUUCGUUGAGAUGACAUCGGAUCAACGCGACGCUGUUUUCUCUCUAGAAUCGCCGGAUCUGGAGGAAGGAGGCGUUGGAGACGGAGGAGAGUCUGAUACCGACGAGGAUUUGCGGGAAAACGAUGACGUCGUUAUGCCUGAGACGAACGAAGCCGAAGACGACGAUCCCGAAGAGGAAGACCUCAAUUCGCCGUCUACAUCGUCGCUCGCCAUGGUUUCCGCUGUCCCGACCACUGCGGUCGUUUCCGGGACGGCGACUACUUCCUCCUCUACAGGCGCCGUGACCGUUGCGCUUCCGGCUGGAUCCGCCGUCCCUGUCUCCGUAAUUCCGGCUGAUUCCGAUCCGAAAUGGCACCGCAUGACGGAGAUCGUUCACCAGAGACCGGCGAUCGAUGACUCUAGACGCCUUUUCCAGAGGCUGUGGACGGACGAGGACGAGAUCGAGCUCCUCCGUGGUUUCCUCGACUACAUAACGACGCACAGAGGCAGCAGCUCGCAUCCGCCUGACACGGCGCCGUUUUACGAGCAGAUAAAGUCGAAGCUUCAGCUUGAUUUCAACAAGAACCAGCUGGUGGAGAAGCUUCGACGACUGAAGAAGAAGUACCGGAAUGUGAUGAGCAAGAUCAGCUCCGGUAAAGAGGUAUUCUUUAAGAGCCCUCAUGAUCAAUCCACUUUCGAGAUUUCUAGGAAAAUCUGGAACCAAACUGGGAAAAUUAUUGGCUUCGAAGACAACAAUGUCAUGGAUUUCGAUGAAACCAAUAACAAUCACCAUGGAAAUGGUAACUACUCAACCUUUAACAGCCCUAGCUCUAAUCCUAAUCUUGAGAUCGAUUCCGAAAAUGGAGUCGAGAGGAAACUGACGAUGAGUAGCAGUAGCGGAUCGAGAAAACGAUCGAGAUCAAGAAUAGGUAAGAUUGAAGAAGACAACAAACCCAUCAAUCUCUCUGAUGGGCAAAUACCAAAUGCAGCUAUUAAUGUUAACCUCAACGAAACCGCAGCUGCUGGUAUUGGAGGAAACCUCGGUGGUUUAAUCGAAGAGACUGUGAAAAACUGUGUCUCUCCUGUGAUCAAGGAGAUGAUGAAUGGGACGACAAGUAUGAUGAUGGCUGCAAUGGGAGGGUUUUCGGGCAGUGGUGGUGGUGGUGUUCAUGGCUUUGGCUCGUUAAGCCCCAUGUUUACACGGCCUCUCAGUUUCGGUUUUGGUGUAGAAGGAGGAGGAAACAAGGCAUUGGCGGAUGAGCGGUGGAGGAAACAACAGAUUCUGGAGCUGGAAGUGUAUUCAAGGAGGUUAGAGUUGGUUCAAGAACAGAUUAGAGCGACAUUGCACGAGUUAAAGACGAUGCCGAGUGGCGGAUGAUGAAGCAAGAAGAAGAAGAAUAAGACGAUGAUGACGACAAAGAUAAAAUAACCAGUUAGGUUGAUAUUUGAUAUCUCUGAGUCUGGGGUGUGUGGUGAGUAUAGUAUGAGAUUUGAAUCUUUUAAGUUAUAAAUUGCUUAAGGUAUUUGUGAUCUUUCUCUAGGGGUUUUCAUCAUUUUUUUUUCAUUUAAAUUAUUUGUCAAUAGAGAUGAAUCAUAGUGGGGGGGGGGGGGGGGGUUUGUGUAUAACCUUUGUAUUAGAUUAUAGUUUUCUUGUAGGCUCAUUUGCUCAACAACAAACAGUCUUCUAGCUAUUUUUCUCUCAUUAAGAAAAAGCAAUAUUUUAAAUUGUA
Messenger RNA from Eutrema salsugineum, 1955 nucleotides. RefSeq names its product probable transcription factor At3g04930. The transcript has a single exon. Gene Ontology annotation, biological process: regulation of DNA-templated transcription. NCBI's taxonomy places the organism in Eukaryota, Viridiplantae, Streptophyta, Magnoliopsida, Brassicales, Brassicaceae. The coding region runs from base 257 to 1603 and encodes 448 amino acids. The record is from RefSeq and is a predicted model, not a curated record. Gene Ontology annotation, cellular component: nucleus.